AUGGCUCUCAAUUUCUUUCUAUGUGGGGAAAUACUUUAUAGAAGGACUCCAGAUUUGGGUCUUCUCAGAUGUGUCGAUGCUGUUGAAGUUGCAAAACCUAUUGAACAGAUACAUGGUGGAGUUUGUGGCACCCAUAUGAAUGGGAUCACUUUGGAUGAGUUUGGAGUACCAGAAUCCAUCGUUACUGAUAAUGGUGCAAAUCUUAACAGUCACUUGAUGAGAGGUGUAUGUGACCAAUUCAAGAUUACUCACAGAAUCUCAACUGCUUAUCGCCCUCAAAUGAACGGAGCUGUGGAGGCUGCCAAUAAGAACAUCAAGAAGAUUCUGAGGAAAAUGGUUGACAAUCACCGAGGUUUGAAUGAGAUGUAUCCAUAUGCUUUAUUGGGUUAUCGAAUGACCGUUAGAACAUCGACUGGAUCUACUCCGUACUUACUAGUAUGUGGAACAGAGGCAGUCAUACCUGCUGAAGUUGAGACACCUUCAUUGAGAAUCAUCCAAGAAGCUGAGUUGAGUAAUGCUUAA
This is a messenger RNA of Solanum pennellii, 522 nucleotides long. RefSeq lists its product as uncharacterized. Gene Ontology annotation, molecular function: nucleic acid binding. Gene Ontology annotation, biological process: DNA integration. The coding region runs from base 1 to 522 and encodes 173 amino acids. Lineage: Eukaryota; Viridiplantae; Streptophyta; Magnoliopsida; Solanales; Solanaceae. The record is from RefSeq and is a predicted model, not a curated record. The transcript has 2 exons.